Molecule: messenger RNA, 4678 nt
Organism: Ictidomys tridecemlineatus (thirteen-lined ground squirrel)
Lineage: Eukaryota; Metazoa; Chordata; Mammalia; Rodentia; Sciuridae
Source: RefSeq, a predicted model, not a curated record
GCUGUCGGCCCCAGGCGGGGCUCGAGGGCGCCAGUCCGCCCGCCCCUGGCGCGCGCUGCAGUCCUCCGGCUGCGCUGCGGCUCGGCGGCGGGGGCUGCUUCCAGAUCGGCGCGACCGCGGCCCGAGGACUCCUUGCGAGGUGACCAUGGAGGCUGGAGGCCUGCCCCUGGAGCUGUGGCGCAUGAUCUUAGCCUACUUGCACCUUCCUGAUCUGGGCCGCUGCAGCCUGGUGUGCAGGGCCUGGUAUGAACUGAUCCUCAGUCUUGACAGUACUCGCUGGCGGCAGCUGUGCCUAGGCUGUACAGAGUGCCGCCAUCCCAACUGGCCCAACCAGCCUGACGUGGAGCCCGAGUCUUGGCGGGAGGCCUUCAAGCAGCAUUACCUUGCCUCCAAGACAUGGACCAAGAACGCCCUGGACUUGGAGUCCUCUGUCUGCUUUUCUCUAUUCCGCAGGAGGAGGGAACGACGUACCCUAAGUGUCGGGCCAGGCCAUGAGUUUGACAGUCUGGGCAGCGCCUUGGCCAUGGCCAGCCUGUAUGACCGAAUUGUGCUGUUUCCAGGUGUGUACGAAGAGCAAGGUGAAAUCAUCCUGAAGGUGCCUGUGGAGAUUGUAGGCCAUGGCAAGUUGGGUGAGGUGGCCCUGCUAGCCAGCAUUGAUCAGCACUGCUCAACCACACGCCUGUGCAACCUCAUCUUCAUGCCAGCUUGGUUCUCACCCAUCAUGUAUAAGACCACAUCAGGUCAUGUCCAGUUUGACAACUGCAACUUUGAGAAUGGGCACAUUCAGGUUCAUGGCCCAGGCACCUGCCAAGUGAAGUUUUGCACCUUCAAAAACACCCAUGUCUUCCUGCACAACGUGCCCCUGUGUGUUCUGGAAAACUGUGAAUUUGUGGGCAGCGAAAACAACUCUGUGACGGUUGAAGGUCACCCAUCAGCAGAUAAGAACUGGGCCUACAAGUAUUUACUGGGGCUUAUCAAGUCCUCUCCCAGCUUGCUCCCCACAGAGGAUUCUGACUUUUUAAUGUCCCUGGAUCUAGAGAGCCGGGACCAGGCCUGGAGCCCAAGGACCUGUGACAUUGUCAUCGAAGGCAGCCAGAGCCCGACCAGCCCAGCCUCUAGCUCCCCAAAGCCAGAUUCCAAGGCUGGCUCCCAGGAGGCAGAGGUGGGCAGCGAUGGGGAAAGGGUGGCCCAGACGCCAGACAGCAGCGAUGGAGGCCUGAGUCCCAGCGGUGAGGAUGAGGAUGAGGACCAGCUCACUUACAGACUCUCCUACCAAGUGCAAGGCCCGCGCCCCGUUCUGGGCGGCUCCUUUCUGGGCCCACCACUGCCAGGAGCAUCCAUUCAGCUGCCUAGCUGCCUGGUGCUGCACUCACUGCAGCAGGAGCUGCAGAAGGACAAGGAGGCCAUGGCCCUGGCCAGCUCCGUGCAGGGCUGCCUCAUCCGCAAGUGCCUGUUCCGGGACGGGAAGGGAGGUGUCUUUGUCUGCUCCUACGGCCGAGCCAAAAUGGAAGGAAACAUCUUCCGGAACUUGACUUACGCAGUGCGGUGUAUACAUAAUAGCAAGAUCGUCAUGCUCAGGAACGACAUUUACCGCUGCCGAGCUUCAGGCAUCUUUCUUCGCCUGGAAGGCGGAGGCCUGAUCGCGGGCAACAACAUCUACCACAACGCAGAGGCUGGCGUGGACAUUCGGAAGAAGUCCAACCCGCUCAUCCUGUGUAACCAGAUCCACCACGGCCUUCGCUCCGGCAUUGUUGUCCUUGGCAAUGGGAAAGGCGUCAUCAGGAACAACCAAAUCUUUUCAAAUAAGGAAGCUGGCAUUUAUAUCCUGUAUCACGGAAACCCAAUCGUGAGCGGGAACCACAUCUUCAAGGGCCGUGCAGCUGGCAUAGCGGUGAACGAGAAUGGCAAAGGCCUCAUCACAGAAAAUGUCAUCCGUGAGAAUCAGUGGGGAGGUGUGGACAUCCGCCGCGGAGGGAUCCCUGUCCUCAGGAGUAACCUCAUCUGCUUUGGCUACUCAGAUGGUGUGGUCGUAGGCGACGAAGGCAAAGGACUAAUAGAAGGAAAUACUAUCUAUGCUAACAAGGGCUGUGGUGUGUGGAUGAUGUCAUCCAGCCUGCCCCACGUCACCAGCAACCAUGUGAGCUAUAAUGGCCUAUAUGGAGUGGCAGUUUUUAGCCAGAAGGAUGGCUCCAGUGAGUUCCCUGGAGGCCAUGGGGCCCAAGAGAACUUCAGCGAGGACGGGGAUGCCAUCCUCUGGGAGACAGAGCUGGAGAAGGAGGACGAUCCACUGCGGCGGCCCCUCACCAUAGCCCUUGUGGAGUCCAACAGUAUUAAUCACAACGGAGCUUCAGGACUCUAUGUCCAGAGCAGCGAGGCUCUGCAAGUCAUCACCAAUGUGAUCCACGCCAAUGGGGACAGAGGUAUCACUGUGGCCCAGAGUGGCCAACUCACCCGUGUGGCCAACAACAGCAUUUCCUGUAACCGCCAGAGUGGGGUCAAGGUGGAGGCCCAGUGCAAGGUGGAACUUCGGGGCAAUGGUAUAUAUGACAACAGAGGCCAUGGCAUCAUCACUAAGGGCGACAGCACUGUCGUCGUCGAAAAUGACAUCAUUGGCAACCGGGGCAGUGGUCUGCAGUUGCUCCCCAGGUCUGACACUAAGGUACUAAAGAACCGGAUCCACUCAUUCCGAGCCUAUGGCAUCGCAGUGCGGGGCCGCGCCAAGGCCCUAGUACAGGAGAACAUCAUCUUCCAGGGCAAGAGCAACAAGACCAUCUUUCAGCAGAUCUCAAAUAACCGAGAAUGCAUAAUGCAAAACAACAAGUUCCUGGUCUUAAAGAAAAAGUCUGACACAUGGCGCCUGGUGAACCCACCAGCACGGCCUCAUCUGGAAAACUCUCUCAGGGGCCCCUCUGCAGCCCAUAGUGGGCAGAAAGUGACAGCCAUGGCAACCAGGAUCACAGCCCGUGUGGAAGGGGGCUACCACAGCAACCGCAGCAUCUUCUGCACCAUCCUGUAAGCACAGACAUCUGCCUCAGGCUCAGGCCCUUACAGGCGCUCAGAAGAGCUGGGGCAAAGGUCCUGGGCUGGAAGCAGUGCCUGAGAACACUCCACCCUUCCCUCCUCUUUCCCAUCAUUCCCUGGAAAACCACAACCCAAUCCUUCUGGGGACUAAGAACAAGGUACCUCCAGACCCCUUCAGCUCCACAGGCCUCAGAAGGAAGGAACUUGAAAAUGCUUUUCAAGAAGGAACAGAAAUGGAGGGUUUUCAGUCACCCAGCACUUGUGGAGAUUAUGUAGAGUUGGGGACACUCAUACAGUUCAUGAAGCUUUCGAGUCAGGAUUCCUCUGAGUUAUAGGGAACCUUGUUUUACACACACCAAAUCCAGACUCUUCUCAGGGAAGAGAUUUAAUUCUGAGGGAGGGAAGUGAUUCUGGCGGGAAGGAGACAGCUGCUCCAGAAUUGCCCCCUUUCCUGGACUUGCCAUGUCCCUGGUCUCCCCCACAGCCUCCCAGCUGCCUCUUGAGGCUUCCUUAUGAACAGUUCUCUUUGACUUGGACAUGGCCCUAUAGAGAGGAAGGGGCUUGGGAUAGGAAGUCCCUCAUGAAAGGCUGCCCUGGGGAUGACAAAAGGACAUACUACAAACAGGAGCCUGCGGCAGGUGCUAGUUAGGCUGGGCAGUGCAGGGAUGCAGGAAGCUCCACUGUCCUCAAGGAGCUCCCAAGCUCAGGAGGAUGUUAGUCCAGUGCCUGCUGCAGGGUUCAGACCUCAUGUGAGUGCACCCCCACCGCUGCCCUCCAGGCCCCAGCCUGUCCAGAUUGGGGUGCUGGGCCCUGGAUAUGUCCACCUUCUCGUGGGUGAUCACCUGCCUUUACCAGCCUUGCCGUGUUCCCCACUCUGUGCCUUGGCUCCAGCGUUCCUCUUCCCAGCAUGCCCUUCUCUGCCCUACCCAUUCCUCAAGGUUUAGCUUAGACACUGCCAUCUCCACAUGCUCUCCCCUCACUCAGAUGACAAUGUUGUUCUGAGCCCCAUUUGUCCCUCUGCUGUUCCCUCAGGGCACUGAGCACUUUUUGCCUUGUUUUUAGAAAUAUCUGGGUCCACACCCUGUCCCACCCACUUGCCUGUGAACUCUAAAGGUUAGGCCACAUCUGUAUCCCAGGUCCCAGCCCAGAGCUAGGGUGGGGGUAGUGGCCUCAGUGAGGAGAAAGGCCAGCUCCCAAAGGGCUUUAUUGGACUGUCCUGUGAAUGUAUCAGGGUUCCAAAGCCAGUGGGGCUGGGUCCCCACAGUUUGAGGGGGCUGUCCAGAUGCAGGGCCAGCUCAACCUCAACUAUCCCCUUCCACUCAGCCUCUCAAGCGGGGCCUUCACCAGCCUGUUGGGGUCACUGUCCAGCACUUUCCCAGGCUGAUUCUGUCAGGCCCCAGGUGCUGCUCUGGUGGGGUGGGUCGGGAAGGAAGUAGAGGGAGCCAGGAGAACUGGCUUCUCCGUGAAGACUUCAGACACAAAAGCGCUGGUCCCUCCCAUCCCCAGCACUGUCCUUUGCACUUCUGUUUGGUGGCCCCAAUGUGAGUCGCUGUACAAAAUGCUGCCUUUGUUAUUUUGUAGGAAAUGACUUUUCUGUGAACCAAGAACUUGUGAAAAUCUAAGUAACCAAAUAAAGUUCUAUAUUUUAAAAGAGGCA